Aspergillus pseudotamarii is the source of this 699-nucleotide messenger RNA. RefSeq lists its product as uncharacterized. The transcript has a single exon. The record is from RefSeq and is a predicted model, not a curated record. The coding region runs from base 1 to 699 and encodes 232 amino acids. Lineage: Eukaryota; Fungi; Ascomycota; Eurotiomycetes; Eurotiales; Aspergillaceae.
AUGAGUGACCCAUCAACAUAUGAGCCGUCAAAAGCACAACUACGACAUGAUCCAGUAUACUAUGUGAAGCCAGGAUCCGACGACAAAGAGAAGCUGAAAAGAUGUAUGGAGAUAUUCGAACAUCAGGAAAUACAUCAAUGUUUCCGUGAGUUAGAAGACGAACCGGGAGCUGAUGAACCCACUAUCAAGAGUGCUAUCGCCCGCAAAAAAAACCUUUUGAUUGAUGGCAUCACGGUCGAUGCGAGCCUACACGACCUGGUAUGCGUGUUCGUCGAUAUACCCGAAAGCAGACCUCUCAAAGCUCAUCGAUGUCUCCUUGAUUCUAAAGAGGAACUGCAGAAGAAGAUUGAUACCACCGAGCAUCAGGUUUCCGGCGGCCCGUCCUUUGAUGCGCUCAUCCCAACCGUGCCAGUUGAUGAUGGGUAUGUGAGGAUUAGCUACAAUUUCUGCACCAAGGCUACGAACGGGAGAGUGGUGUAUGAAGAACUAUGGCAUCUUAUCGGUAAAUACCUUGAGAAUAGGUUGACUGAGGAUCUGCCAGUUAUUCUCGGCGAUGAACUCCGCAUGGCUCGGACUGAACCUAGAUCGUGGCGGUUAGAGCGUGGUUAUGUCCACGACAGGAACCCACUGGGUGUCUCGAAAGACAUAUUUUCUCCGGCUUGGAAAAGGGUAACAGAACGAGAAAGAACACGGGGAUAG